UUUAACUUAAAUUUGAAGCAGAGUGUCUGAAUUUAAUUCUAAGCUUUGUAAUUUAGCUUAAAUUUGAAGCAGAGUAUUUACUAUUUAUUCAACGGUGACCGAAAACACCACAGUCUUCUAUUACUUCAGUUCCUACCAUUACCAGUGCAAAAAUGCCACAAGAUGUUGUUUAUCAGCACCCUUUGUUUGGGGGAAAAAUAUCAAGCACUUUCCCCAACAGGUUUCAGGAUGUCAGCGAUAUUCGAGAAGUCCCUGACCAUCAGGAGGUAUUUGCGGAUCCUAGCCGCGACGAAAGCUUGAUCUUUGAGCUUUUAGAGUUUAAGCCUGAUGUUGCCGAUAAUGGAAGUGCUGCAUGGUUUCUUCAAGACCUUGCUAGAGAGCAGGAUGCUGAAGGGACUGUGGUUAUUGAGCAGUCAGGAGUACUGGAUGCACCUGGUUUGACGUAUAAUAAUACACCGGCUGUUGUAACCACUGCAGUAGGCCAAAUGGCGAUUUCUAAGGGACGACAAGGAAGAGAAGCACAAAAUAUUGUGAAAGUUUAUUUGGCAAAUUUGCGUAUCAAAGGAGUUGAUACUGAUGUAUUAAUCACUGCAUAUGAGCCCAUUGUUAUAAACCCAUUUAGUGAAAGUGCAGAUACCGUUGGAGCCGGCAUGGCUGUUCCUGCAGCACAAGCUGGAUGUAUGUCAAUGGAUGAGGUCUUUAAACUUGCUGUUACAAGCUUCAAGGUUUAUGACUGGGGUCUUUUUUGAUACAAAACCAUAGCAAGUUCAUGUUCAACUGUAUAUCAAGUUAAGGUCUUGGAAACUUUUUAGAAUUGUCAUCAUUCUAGAUAGGUGCCAUUCCCAUUUUUUUUUUAAUCUCCAUCAUUGGUUUUUUUUCUUUAGGCAAUAAUUAUUUUUUCUUCAUAUUUUUUAGUUCCAUCCAGUUAUUUCUUGUUAGUAUUGUCAGCUGGGAACUAGAGAGAAUAUGUUUCUUUAAUUGUUUAGAAAUGUUGGUGAGAUUUUUUUCCCUUUAGGAGGUGCUGGAUUAGAGUUUGUUCUAGUCCCCCUUAUACAUAACAUGGCAUGGUUCAUGCAUUAUGGAGUAUUACACAAAAUAUGGAUAAAAAUGUUUUUAGUUUUUAGCACUAUA
This is a messenger RNA of Cicer arietinum (chickpea), 1131 nucleotides long. RefSeq lists its product as uncharacterized. The record is from RefSeq and is a predicted model, not a curated record. Gene Ontology annotation, biological process: protein import into nucleus. NCBI's taxonomy places the organism in Eukaryota, Viridiplantae, Streptophyta, Magnoliopsida, Fabales, Fabaceae. Gene Ontology annotation, cellular component: nucleus. Gene Ontology annotation, molecular function: small GTPase binding; guanyl-nucleotide exchange factor activity.